AAACAAAAAUAAAAGGAUAAAAAGACAGCGCCUGAGAGUGCACCAAAUAAAGCAUCAUAUCUGAUUAUAUAUAAAUAUAGUAUUUCUCCUUCUUCUUUCUUUCGCUCCGUUCCUCAUUCUUACAAUUCUGAGUUCAUCAGCUAUUAUUUAUCCAGGUCUUUGCCUAUGGGUACUAAAUCGGCUGUUGACUUAAUGGAGUCUUUAUCUGAGGUUCAUUUUUCUGGAUUUCACAUUGAUGGCUUAGAGCAAAGAAAGGCUGGCACAGAGCAACCAACCACUUCAACAACUGACAUGUAUAAACAACCUUUUGUGAUAGGUGUUGCUGGUGGAGCAGCAUCCGGUAAGACAUCAGUUUGUGAUAUGAUUGUUCAGCAGCUUCAUGAUCAACGAGUCGUACUUGUUAAUCAGGACUCUUUUUACCAUAAUUUGACUCAGGAGGAACUUACAAGAGUACAAGAUUACAACUUUGACCAUCCUGAAGCUUUUGAUACUGAGCAAUUGCUACGUGUCAUGGACAAGUUGAAGCGUGGCCAAGCAGUAGAUAUUCCAAACUAUGACUUUAAGGGUUACAAGAAUGAUGUUUUUCCAGCAAGACGGGUAAACCCAGCGGAUGUUAUUAUUUUGGAAGGUAUCCUUGUUUUUCAUGAUCCACGAGUGCGAGCAUUGAUGAAUAUGAAGAUAUUUGUUGACACAGAUGCUGAUGUUCGUCUGGCUAGAAGAAUUAAGCGUGAUACUGCUGACAAUGCUCGUGAUAUUGGAGCUGUGCUUGAUCAGUAUUCUAAAUUUGUGAAGCCGGCUUUUGAUGACUUUAUUCUUCCCACCAAGAAGUAUGCUGAUAUCAUUAUACCCCGUGGAAGAGAUAAUCAUGUGGCUAUUGAUUUGAUUGUACAACAUAUUCGCACGAAGCUUGGUCAGCAUGACAUGUGUAAAAUAUAUCGUAACUUAUAUGUCAUUCAGUCUACUUUUCAGGUUGUAGAACAUGGCCUAGGCCAUCUUCCAUUUACAGAAAAGCAAGUAACCACUCCAACUGCAUCGGUAUACAGUGGUGUGGAUUUCUGCAAGAGGUUGUGUGGUGUCUCUAUCAUCCGGAGUGGGGAGAGUAUGGAAAAUGCUCUACGAGCAUGCUGCAAAGGUAUCAAGAUUGGGAAAAUUCUUAUUCAUAGAGAAGGUGACAAUGGUCAACAGCUAAUAUAUGAGAAGUUGCCUAAUGACAUCUCAGAUAGGCAUGUAUUACUGUUGGAUCCCAUCUUAGGCACAGGUAAUUCGGCAGUUGAAGCAAUUUCUUUGCUUUUAAAGAAGGGUGUACCAGAGUCCAACAUUUUAUUUCUCAAUCUCGUAUCAGCACCUCAAGGUGUUCAUGUGGUCUGUAAAAGAUUUCCGAGAAUAAAAAUCGUGACAUCUGAGAUUGAGAUUGGUUUGAAUGAAGCAUUCCGUGUCAUACCUGGCAUGGGUGAGUUUGGGGACCGGUACUUUGGAACAGACGAUGAUGACCAGCAAGCUUCACAGUAGUUAUACUUGGGGGGAAAUUCACAAAAUUUUUUGGUUCAUCAUCAUUAAAGAGACUUUUACUGCGGGAAGGGGGCUAUAAAAUUUGCUGAAUUGAGACUCUGCUGGGCCCCGAGUUAUUGUUCUAAAUCAAUUUUGAUCAUAAUCUUUUGUUUGUUUCUAUAAACAAACGCAUAAUCGGAAUAUUCCAAUGCAAAUUCUGUAUUACCUUUUUUUAUUAUACCAAAAUUUUUCUUUGAACUUAUUCUUUGCCGGACACUGGCUUAUCAAGAAUCAAGAUACAUGUUUACUGUCCA
Messenger RNA from Glycine soja, 1802 nucleotides. Its product is annotated as uridine kinase-like protein 3. Bases 166 to 1509 code for a protein of 447 amino acids. Gene Ontology annotation, molecular function: ATP binding; kinase activity. The record is from RefSeq and is a predicted model, not a curated record. NCBI's taxonomy places the organism in Eukaryota, Viridiplantae, Streptophyta, Magnoliopsida, Fabales, Fabaceae. Gene Ontology annotation, cellular component: cytoplasm. The transcript has 14 exons.